AUGACGUAAUAGCAAUAUGGCUGCUUGCAGUAGUUAGGAAAGGCGGAAGUGUCAUUAUUUCUUAAGGGGGCGUUUGACAAUCCAAAGAAAUCCUUCUAAAAAAGUGGAAAGAUGUCACAGAGUCUCUUCAGAACAUAAACAGUUUUAUUGUAGUGUUGCAUUACAUGCCAUAUUUUGGUCCCGCUGCUUGCGGGAAGGAAGAAAAAAGAUGGUGACAGAGAAGCUGUAACGGGGCCAGUCCCGCUGAUCGGGAAAGUUGCGGGUUUAAGCUGACCUCGUCCAGGGGGGGUAUCGUUAUUUCCAGUGUCACCCGAAGUGCCCCUGACCAGAGUCGCUGUGACUGAAACUGUCAUAUACUAGGUGGAAUCGGGUGAGGUAGUGGUAAUGGAGCUGCGAGUCGGGAACCGGUAUCGUUUAGGCAGGAAGAUCGGGAGCGGCUCGUUUGGGGAUAUCUAUCUGGGUACAGACAUUGGAGCUGGUGAGGAAGUUGCCAUCAAGUUGGAAUGUGUUAAAACCAAACACCCACAAUUGCACAUAGAGAGUAAAAUCUACAAGAUGAUGCAAGGAGGGGUGGGUAUCCCAACAAUUAAAUGGUGUGGUGCAGAAGGAGACUACAAUGUUAUGGUGAUGGAACUUUUGGGACCCAGCCUUGAAGAUCUCUUUAACUUCUGCUCUAGAAAGUUUAGCCUCAAGACUGUUCUUCUCCUUGCAGACCAGAUGAUCAGCCGAAUUGAGUAUAUCCACUCCAAGAAUUUUAUCCAUCGAGAUGUUAAACCGGACAAUUUUCUGAUGGGCUUGGGAAAGAAGGGCAAUCUAGUUUACAUUAUUGACUUUGGCCUAGCCAAGAAGUACAGGGAUGCUCGUACACAUCAGCACAUUCCAUACAGAGAGAAUAAGAAUUUAACUGGAACAGCACGGUAUGCUUCCAUCAAUACACAUCUUGGAAUUGAGCAGUCAAGACGAGAUGAUCUGGAAUCCUUGGGGUAUGUGCUGAUGUACUUCAAUCUGGGAUCCCUUCCCUGGCAAGGUUUAAAAGCGGCUACUAAGAGGCAGAAGUAUGAGCGGAUUAGUGAGAAGAAAAUGUCUACACCCAUUGAAGUUCUCUGCAAAGGAUACCCUUCGGAGUUUGCUACAUACUUGAAUUUCUGCCGCUCACUACGCUUCGAUGACAAACCUGACUAUUCCUAUCUAAGGCAGCUUUUUAGAAACCUCUUCCAUCGGCAGGGCUUUUCCUAUGAUUACGUCUUUGAUUGGAACAUGCUUAAGUUUGGUCCCACCAGGCCUACAGAGGAUGCUGAGCGUGAACGACGAGAACGAGAAGAGAGGCUGAGGCAUGCACGUAAUCCUGCUGCUCGAGCUCUGCCAUCUACUGCAUCAGGAAGACAACGAGCUCAUGAACCUGCAGCACCACCUACUCCCCUCACCCCUACGUCUCAAACUGCACAAACAUCACCGCGCCAAGUGUCCGGAAUGGAGCGCGAGCGUAAAGUGAGCAUGAGACUGCAUCGUGGAGCUCCAGUCAAUGUCUCCUCAUCAGAUUUAACAGGACGCCAGGAUACGUCUCGUAUAUCUACAUCCCAGAUUCCAGCUCGACUCACGUCAUCUGCUUUCCAGUCUACUGUACAGCGAUGAACAUUUUUUUUGCUGUGGAGGGUAGAUUGUGCAUGGCAAAUACUAUGUUACCAAAGGCUUCUUCUAGCAGAUGUUCCCCAAGUGAAAAGGAAGAUGUACACAUGAGCUCUGCAUACAUUUACAGAGCAAAUAUGCACAAUCCCAGGAAAAAUAAAAGCGGUCAUCGUAGUCAGAGAGAACCGGUCAGAAAUGUGUAUGUCGUAUUUGGAGUCUGCUUUGGAGAGCUGAACUUGACCAAGAAAAUGUACUGUUUACUACGCUUGUCAACAAGCAUAAAGAAUAGCCAUUUUAGUUCUCCCUCCGCACGUGGCAACCUUUCACAUUUUAUUAUUCUACUGUAACUAUAGACUUUCAACUUUACAGUUUUUGUAUUGUGCUGAAUUUAUUGCCUCAGUUCUUUGUAGAAAGGUAGUGUCUGUGUCCUGCUUUUAUUGUCCACUUACAAAAAAAUCUCUCUCUCUCUCUCUCUAUAUAUAUAUAUAUAUAUAUAUAUAUAUAUAUAUAUAUAUAUAUACACACAUUUAAGUAUAUACAUAUGUAUAUAUAAAAUCUAAAGGAAAAACAGGCUGCACAAGUAACUUGAAAGUUCUUGCAGAACCAAGGUGACAUGGAGUAUUCAUAUAAUGGAUUGUCAAAAAAAGCUGCACAAGUAACUUGAAAGCUCUUGCAGAACCAAGGUGACAUGGAGUGUUCAUAUAAUGGAUUGUCAAAAAAAAAGUAUUCAUACAACUUUAAAACAAUUUCUUUUAUUUAAAUUGUUGAAGAUUUUUAUGUAGUCAUUCUGGAACAUAUUGUUUUGCUUAUUUAUAGCACAGUUUAAUUUUUGUAUUACUUUUAUUCUUCCACUUAAACAUUGAAUGGCCAACUAUUUACUGCGACUUCCCAGCCCUCACUUACCAUUGAAUGAUGUGCAGAAACCAGUAUAAACUGUUGAAACCGUACUGGUAUCAGAGACCAAACUAAACUGCUGGUGCAGUAUUUCAAAAUCCCUACCAGCUACAGAAAGCAUCACAUUGUAAAAUUGAAGGGCUCUUUAAAACACUAUUUUAUUUAGUUUUAUUGUUAUAUGUGUGUAUAUAUUUUUUUUAAUUUGACUCAGUGUUUCUGGGUGAUAUAUGUACAUCAGCUAUUUUCCUGUGUCUGGGUUCUUUUUGCUAGAUAUCUUCUGAGGUCUUGUAUAUGUAAGUGUGGAUGAAUUCUACCUUGUGGCCAAAGCAAUAUUUCACAUUUUCUCAGAUCAUUGAGGUAGUUGAUAGUGGAGUGUUUAUGGGUUGAGGGUGGGGUUGCUUACUUCCAUUUGCUUUAAUAAAUGUGGAAAUGUGUUCUUUCCACCUUAGUGAACCUGCAAAAAGCAUUGCCAAAAACAUUGUAAACUGAAUGCUGCUUUAUGAACAGGCAGUGUAAGAGAGUGGCUGAUAUCUGUAUCCCAAUGUAAUGCAACUUUUGUCCUGAAGGGAAGUCAUUGAACAUUCUUAGCAUGAUAACUGUGGGACAAAUAGGGUGUGUAUGUAUGCAUGUGUAUGCAUGCCUUUGUUGUGUAUAUACAUGUAAAACAGUUUCUAGCUCUGCAACUUGAUUUGCACUGUAAUUGCAUGCACACAUGCACACACUGCUCUAGUUGUCCCCUCUGCAAGCAAUUUCUCAGCAGUCACAGAAGAAUAGAUGUAAAUAAGUAGCAGAUUUGAGCAAGUCAUCUCAUACCCAAUUGGACUUCUCCUUCAUGCUAUAUCUGUUUAACACAGGAGUAGAUUUUACCAUAUCUGGUGGUGUAUUCAUAAUGAUUUAGAUGCAUAGUAGUGUCAUACCAGCCAUUGCUAAACGUUAUUGGGUUCCUUUCCCUUCAGCUUACAGGAUCACACUUCCUUUUUUCUGAAGUCCAUAUUAGCAUGUCCAUUUUAAGACUGUUAAAUAAGAUGCUUGUAAUUAUGCCCAGCAAGUGGUAUGCUACAGCAUGCAUUGAGGCAGAGAUAGUUUCCCAGAGUUCCACAGAGACUCAAGUUAUGGUAUGGAGAGUGGUUUUCCACAGCCUUUUCAGAAAUUCCCAAUAACCUGUACCAAAGUGAGGGUGUUAACGGAAAAGCCAAAGUUCAUACAGGCUGUGUCCCCUUUGCAGCUGCUCAGCUGUUUUUGUUGGUGACAGCAACCUGUUCUGAAACAUCUCUGCUUUGCCUUACUGUGUCUCUCGUGCAGUAACACAAACUUAUACUGGCAUAGUAUGCACCUACUACUUGUACUCUUGUGUUGCAAGGUAAUGAUGUGAUAGCACCUCACAUUUUUUAACUUGCUUGGGGGUGUUUGUGUGCAUAAGGGUAUGCAUUGGGUUGCUGUUUCUUGGACAGUAGUUUAUUGCCAUUCUAAAACCAAUAGUCACAAAGUAGCCACAGAGUGUGUUUGUAUGCGUUUGCACUCAUGUAUUUCUCUCACUGUUGAAGGAUCAGUUUAUUGGGCUUGGGAUAACUUUCCAUAGCACAUAAUUUGUAAAGGUAGCUAAAUAUUCUGUUAGAGCUGUUUUCAAACAUACUGAUGUGCGUAUCUGUUCUAGAAGGGUCAGGAAUUUGGUCACAUUUGUCAUGCUUUUCCUAGAGUAAGGAGUAUGUGUUGCAAUUAACUUAUCAACAGCACUACGUUUGGACAGAAUCUGUGCCUGAGUAGGGUUGGCUGUGUAAUGCCUGUCCAGUAGGCAUUGGGAGGCAGCAGUUUACUGUCAUGCUAAAAAUUCAUGUCUAUGUGGUGGGGGUGUUGCUUUGAUUUUACUGGAGAUUCACUUGUCUCAUUGUUGUUCUUAGCUCAGUUUAAGUCAAGGAAAAUAGUUUUAAUUGUGUCCAUGAUUUGUGUAAAUCUUUUUGGAAAGUUGUCAGUACUUUUUGUCAUAAUUACAACAGGCAUGCAGCAGCUAUUCUGUGUGCUGUCUAUUUUAUGGCAACGGCAUGGCCUAGAACUCCUUCCUCCACAUUGCCAACCACAUUGCUGCAGUUCUUAAGCUCUCAGGGUGUUUUAAAACGUGAAGUCAGUCUUUUGUUGAUGCAGGCUGUAUUUUAGGUACCAGUCUUUCUGAUGCCUAGAAGAUGGAAGCAUUACUUGCUAUAAUGGAUUCCUGAUUUUUUUCUCUCCCACUUCCCAUCCUCAAGUUAGAUAUGUACCUAACUGACAGAAAGAACACACAAUGAUAAAAUUAAGCAUCUGUUUAAACCUGUGUAUGUGUUAUUAAUGCCACUGUAAAAUGUUGAGUAUGUUUGUAUUGCCACUGUAUUUGUGUACCUUAACAGUUGUGUAAAUAAAUUCAUAAUGACUUGUA
Protopterus annectens (West African lungfish) is the source of this 4927-nucleotide messenger RNA. It is a transcript of the gene CSNK1D, whose product is annotated as casein kinase 1 delta. Gene Ontology annotation, molecular function: protein serine/threonine kinase activity; ATP binding. Lineage: Eukaryota; Metazoa; Chordata; Ceratodontiformes; Protopteridae. The coding region runs from base 385 to 1632 and encodes 415 amino acids. The transcript has 9 exons. The record is from RefSeq and is a predicted model, not a curated record. Gene Ontology annotation, biological process: signal transduction; endocytosis; positive regulation of proteasomal ubiquitin-dependent protein catabolic process. Gene Ontology annotation, cellular component: nucleus; cytoplasm; spindle microtubule.